UGGAACUCUGAUGCCGUAAGUCGAUGAAUGCUGUCCUUUAAAUACUCCCUGCCUUCUCCCCGCUACCUCGUCAAACCAUCCCUCCAUCCGGCGGAAAAUCUCCCACAAUGGUCGCGGCGCAGGACCCGGAAUCCUUCUUCGCAACCGCGCCGCCGCUGCGAGAUGCCGACGCGAUCGCCGCGAAGUUGCAAGCGUUCAUCGCCAGCAACUCCCGCUCCUCAGCGGGCGGAGGCAACGGGCGGCCAAUCGUGUGCGUGACGUCGGGCGGGACGACGGUGCCACUGGAGCAGCGGUGCGUGCGGUACAUCGACAACUUCAGCUCCGGCCACCGGGGCGCUGCCUCCACCGAGUAUUUCUUGAAGGCUGGUUAUGCGGUUAUCUUCCUCCAUCGGCGAGGAAGUUGCCAGCCUUACUGUAGGUUCCUGCCUGAUGAUUCUUUCCUCAAGUUCUUAGAUGUAAAUGAAGAAUCAAAAGUUCAAGUGGCCGAGUCCCAUGAAACAGUAGUAAAGAAGGCAAUUGGAGACUACUGCAAGGCUAUGGAAGGAGGUUCUCUGCUGAAACUCCCAUUCACCACAAUAUUUGAAUACCUUCAGUUAUUGAGGAUGGUGGCUACAUCUGUGAGUUCUGUAGGCCUACGCGGAAUGUUCUAUCUUGCUGCUGCUGUCUCUGACUUUUAUGUUCCUUGGGAGAGCAUGGCAAAACACAAGAUUCAGUCAGCUGGAGGCCCUCUAGAGAUGAGGCUCAGUCAGGUUCCGAAAAUGCUUUCCGUAUUGCGGAACCAGUGGGCCCCCUUGGCAUUUUGUAUAUCAUUCAAGCUGGAGACAGAUUCAGACAUUCUUGUUCAGAAAGCAGAUAUGGCUAUGAAGAAGUACAAGAUGAACAUUGUUGUGGCCAAUUUGCUUGCAACAUACAGAGAGGAAGUCAUUAUUGUCACAAAUGGAGAAAAGAAUACUAUUCGAAGGUGCAACAGCGAUGAAGAUUUGGAGGAGAAGAUAAUCAAACUCCUAGCACAUAAGCAUUCAAAGUACAUUUAUGGAUCACUGGUAGGUGCAACCAGGGUCGAGACUGCAUUAUGACAAAUCUUCCGCAAAGGUUUGGCCUAAAACACUACAAUAUUUGGCUGGUGUCUGGGUAAUGAUAUGGAGAGAAAGCUGAUGUAAAUGAGAUCAAUCACUAUACCUGUGAUUUGUAACGAUGCUGACAUGUGUGUGAAGCAGCAUCGCCAUAUACACAUCUUCCUUUUUUUGUUUCCAAAAUUAAAAAAGGAUGAAGCUAAAGGUGCCAUAACCUACUAAUAGCUUUCUGGACUGAACAGAUUAUUCUAUGUUAAUUUUUAAUGCGGAAUACAAUUUGAAGUUCCAAGUUCACCCAUGAA
This is a messenger RNA of Brachypodium distachyon (stiff brome), 1375 nucleotides long. Its product is annotated as phosphopantothenate--cysteine ligase 1. The coding region runs from base 108 to 1076 and encodes 322 amino acids. The transcript is spliced from 9 exons. The record is from RefSeq and is a predicted model, not a curated record. Gene Ontology annotation, molecular function: phosphopantothenate--cysteine ligase activity. Gene Ontology annotation, biological process: coenzyme A biosynthetic process. Lineage: Eukaryota; Viridiplantae; Streptophyta; Magnoliopsida; Poales; Poaceae. Gene Ontology annotation, cellular component: nucleus; cytoplasm.